This is a messenger RNA of Wyeomyia smithii (pitcher-plant mosquito), 1744 nucleotides long. RefSeq names its product zinc carboxypeptidase A 1-like. Gene Ontology annotation, biological process: proteolysis. Lineage: Eukaryota; Metazoa; Arthropoda; Insecta; Diptera; Culicidae. Gene Ontology annotation, molecular function: zinc ion binding; metallocarboxypeptidase activity. The transcript has a single exon. The record is from RefSeq and is a predicted model, not a curated record. The coding region runs from base 52 to 1323 and encodes 423 amino acids.
UGCAGACUACCGUUCAGUAGCCUGUUAGUUGAGGGAAGACGACACACUAAGAUGGAUCUCCUGAAGACUAGUCGUGUCCUGGUGGCGUUGCUAUGCAUAAGUGCAGUGCUUUGCGUUGAAGUUGCGCGGUACGACAACUAUCCCGUUUAUGAGGUAACCAUCGGUUCUGCUGAUCAGUUACGAGUGUUGCAGGAGCUUCGAGAAUCUAGUGACAGCUAUAUUUUCCUGCAUGGUGGCAGUAAAAUUGGUGAUAAGUUUAAUGUGGUGGUGGCUCCCCACAAAUUGGCUGAUUUCACAGAAACGCUUGAAAAUGACUACAUCAAAUUUCGUAUGAUUGAAGAAAAUCUGCAGCAAUCAAUUGAUGAAGAACGCACGAGAAUAGAAACGAAACGAACAAAAGGAGUGUUCGAUUGGACGGAUUAUCACGAUUUAAACGAGAUUCAUGAUUGGUUGGAUAGUCUUGCUUCUGAGUACCAACACGUGGAAGUUAUUGAAGGUGGACAUUCUUACGAGAAUCGUUCGAUAAAAGGUGUAAAGGUUUCCUACAAGGCUGGAAAUCCUGGUAUUUUCCUUGAAGCUGGUAUUCAUGCUCGUGAGUGGAUUUCUCCCGCCACUGUGACUUAUAUUUUGAACGAGUUGCUUACCAGUGAAGACCAAGCGGUGAGGAAUAUUGCCGAAAACUACGAUUGGUAUGUUUUUCCGAGUGUGAAUCCCGAUGGCUACGUGUACACACAUAAGAAGGAUCGUCUUUGGCGUAAAACCCGCACUCCGUAUAAGGGAGGUUGUUUUGGAGCGGAUCCAAACCGCAACUGGGAUUUCCAUUGGGCAGAGCAGGGAACGAGUAACCGAUGCAAUUCGGAAACCUAUGGAGGACCUCACGCUUUCUCUGAAGUAGAAACUAAAUCGCUUUCGAAGUACAUCGAAUCACUGAAGGGAAAAAUUCAAGCCUACAUCGCUUUCCAUUCCUACUCACAAUUACUGCUGUUUCCUUAUGGACACACGGGUGAGCACACUCCCAACCACGACGAUCUGAAUGACAUUGCGGAAGCAACCGUUAAAUCGCUGGCCAAGCGAUAUGGAACAAGAUAUACCUACGGAAACAUUUACGAUGCCAUCUACCCGGCCUCUGGUGCCAGCGCUGAUUGGGUGUACGGCACGCUGGGAGUCAAAGUUGCCUACACGUACGAGCUGCGUCCAAGUAGCAACUCCUGGAAUGGGUUUGUGCUUCCACCGAAGCAAAUCAUUCCAACCGGUGAAGAAACGCUCGAUUCUCUAGUGACGUUGGUGGAAGAAUCUGCCAAGAAGGGGUAUUAUGAAAAUUGAACCAAGCCGUUUACUCUGCAAAUGAUUUACAAGAUGACUAUGGAAUGGUGUAUCAACCGAACAAUGAAAAGCAAUAAAGGUGAUUAAACCACUUGAAACUGCAGGCAAAUACGGAUCGGGCUUAAUUGGAGGGUUGAAGUGUGUGCUUGUAGAUAACGUCUAUAAAAUGUUUGUUACUGAUGAAGAAUCGGCUUGGUUUAGAUUACAUAUCCUAGACAAAACAAAUCGAAUGCAUUCAAGUUUCUAACAGUAUCAGCCCUGAUUAAUGAAGUGCGAAGUCAGAGUAAAAAAAAUAUGGUUGAGUUUGAGAGAGUGAUACGUUGUAUCAAUGUAUUUUGAUAUUCGGAAUUUGUUUUAAAACUUAGCUUGUUAGUUUUGUAUGCUAUCUAAAUAAAAAACUUCAAAUAAAAACUAUAUAUUA